Messenger RNA from Sarcophilus harrisii (Tasmanian devil), 819 nucleotides. RefSeq names its product F-box only protein 36-like. The transcript is spliced from 4 exons. The record is from RefSeq and is a predicted model, not a curated record. Bases 1 to 582 code for a protein of 193 amino acids. Gene Ontology annotation, molecular function: protein binding. Lineage: Eukaryota; Metazoa; Chordata; Mammalia; Dasyuromorphia; Dasyuridae.
AUGACUUCGCUUCUCUUGGACAUUCUAUAUGAAACCUACAGCCAGGCUCCUCCUCCUAGCAAGGAUUUCCAUCUUUUUACCAUCACAAAAACUGAGAUUAUCUGGAAGUCAUGGAGCAUAACUUUACGAACUGGGCCAAGAGUAGCCUUUCCUCGAGAAACAAGGAGGCUACAUGAAGAAUUUGUGAUGAAUGAGCAGCAACAGAUCUUGAUAUGUCUUAAUUUUCCUCUUUGCUUUUCAGAACAGUUGCAAAGGGUGUUUGGCAAGAAUGUGCUAGAAUAUGCUUUGAAUUUAUGUUACGGGCAUUAUGAUUUUUUAGUUCGAAUGCCUGACAAUCUACUCAUACACAUCUUCUCUUUCUUGGAUUUGGAUGACAUUAGACAGCUGUCAAAAACCUGCAAAAAAUUCCAAAAGAUGUGUAACAGUGAAGAAUUCUGGGAGAAGAUUAAAACACUGCAAAACAAAAGUGAUUUUGACAUAAAGAGAGUAGGGCUAAUGGUUUAUAAGAAAUUGAUAAAUUUCCAUCAAAAUAACAACUAUCAAAGGCAGCCUAAGCAGAGGAGACAAACUGCAUUCUUCUAAAUAUUGAAAUAGGAAUUUUCACUCAGCAACCAGAAUCACAGUUGUAUCAUGUUUAUAACUGUAAUCGAAGUGAAUUUGAGCAAUGUAAUUUAUACACACGCAGAUGUGUGUGCACAUGCAAUAUACUGCAUAUGAAAUGUUUCCAAAAUAAAAAUGAACUUUUUCAAUACUUAGCACAUAAGCACUCAAUGUCUUCAUUUAUUUCAUCACUUAAAUUUGAGGGAAUAGCAAUCUUCA